Messenger RNA from Neodiprion virginianus, 4327 nucleotides. It is a transcript of the gene Polr3A, whose product is annotated as DNA-directed RNA polymerase III subunit RPC1. Gene Ontology annotation, biological process: DNA-templated transcription. The record is from RefSeq and is a predicted model, not a curated record. Gene Ontology annotation, molecular function: DNA binding; DNA-directed RNA polymerase activity. The transcript is spliced from 20 exons. NCBI's taxonomy places the organism in Eukaryota, Metazoa, Arthropoda, Insecta, Hymenoptera, Diprionidae. The coding region runs from base 102 to 4259 and encodes 1385 amino acids.
ACAACGCAACUGGGCGCAACCAGUGGACGCAACGUUCAAGUUGCUUUGAAGUUUAAACACAUGUGCUCAGUGUCAGCAGCGGUUGAACAUAACCUUAAAAAAUGGUUAAGGAAUUGUACAGGGAAACUGCGGUGGCCCGCAAAAUUUCCCAUGUCACGUUUGGAAUUGACAACCGUCAUAACAUGGAGCGGCAAGCCCAUAUCCAUGUCGUCUCCAAAAAUCUCUACAGUCAGGACAGCCAUCGUUCGCCAGUGCCUUAUGGUGUUCUCGAUAGAAAAAUGGGAACAUGCUCCAAUCAGGACAGCUGUACCACAUGUGGUAAAACAUUGAACGAAUGUAUCGGGCACUUUGGAUACAUUGAUUUGGAACUGCCAGUAUUUCAUGUGGGAUAUUUUAGAUCUGUGAUAAACAUCCUUCAAACAAUAUGCAAGAAAUGUUCACACGUGAUGCUGAAAGAGACAGAGAAAAAAAGUUACAUGUUGCGUGUAUUGAAUCCAAAUAUAGGAUACUUGACUCGUAAAGCACUGAGAAAACAAAUACUGGAAAAGGCAAAGAAAAAUUCUACGUGUCCAAAUUGUGGGGAUUUAAAUGGAACAAUUAAAAAAGCAGGGUUGUUAAAAAUUGUUCAUGAGAAAUAUAAGAACAAAAAAACAGUUGAUAUGGCGGUGAAACGAAGACUGGCCGAAUAUAACAAUGUAUUGGAAGAGAACAGAGAACUAGAAGGGAUUCUUCAAAGUGGACUGCUUCAUGUCUUGAACCCCAUUGAGGUUCAAGGUAUCCUGGAGCGUAUACCAGUAUCAGAUGUGCCUCUUCUGCUAAUGAAUCCUGACUGUUCGCUACCAAAAGAUUUAAUUUUAACAAGAAUUCCCGUGCCUCCAAUUUGCAUUAGGCCGAGCGUUGUCUCCGACGUAAAGGCAGGCACAAAUGAGGAUAAUUUAACAAUGAAACUGUCAGAAAUUGUCUUCAUUAAUGACGUUAUUCAAAAACAUAGACAAAGCGGAGCCAAGGUGCAGAUGUAUAACGAAGAUUGGGAAUUUUUGCAGUUGCAUUGCGCUCUUUAUGUCAAUAGCGAAAUGUCCGGUAUCCCACUAAACAUGCAGCCUAAAAAGUCUGGUCGAGGUUUAGUUCAGCGCCUCAAAGGAAAACAAGGCAGAUUUCGCGGCAACUUAUCUGGAAAACGUGUUGAUUUUUCGAGCAGAACUGUGAUUUCGCCAGAUCCCAAUUUACGCAUUGAACAGGUAGGAGUACCGAUUUAUGUUGCAAAAAUCUUGACAUAUCCAGAAAGGGUGAAUGCUUCUAACAUAGAAUUAAUGCGUAAAUUGGUGCAAAAUGGUCCUGACGUUCACCCAGGAGCUAAUUUUGUACAACAAAGAAGUACAGAAUUUAAAAAAUUUUUGCGCUAUGGAAAUAGAUUGAAGAUUUCCCAGGAACUAAAGUAUGGAGACAUCGUUGAGAGACAUCUCCGAGACGACGAUGUUGUCUUAUUCAAUCGACAACCUUCACUACAUAAGCUCAGUAUAAUGGCUCAUAAAGCCAAAGUAUUAGAACACCGAACCUUCAGAUUUAACGAAUGUGUCUGCACGCCUUACAAUGCCGACUUUGAUGGUGAUGAAAUGAACCUACAUUUACCACAAACUGAGGAAGCUAGAGCCGAGGCACUAGUAUUAAUGGGGAACAAAUCAAAUUUAGUAACACCGCGAAAUGGCGAGCUGCUGAUCGCUGCUACUCAGGAUUUUAUAACUGGUGGAUAUCUUUUAACGCAAAAGGAUACAUUCCUCAAUAAAUCGCAAGCUUGUCAAUUGGCGAGUUGUCUUCUGGCGGGAGAUGAUGCAUCAAUGAACAUUGAUCUGCCAGAACCAGCUAUUAUGAAACCAGUAGAACUGUGGACGGGUAAACAAAUUUUUAGUUUGAUACUAAAGCCGAAUAAAAAAUGUCCAAUUAGAGCCAACUUGAAAACCAAGGGCAGAGCAUACACUAGUAACGAAGAGCUGUGCAUUAAUGAUUCGUUUGUAAUAAUCCGUAAUUCUGAACUCCUCGCUGGAUCUAUGGACAAGUCUACGCUAGGUUCCGGAUCUAAGCAAAAUAUUUUUUACGUUUUAUUGAGAGACUGGGGAGAAGACGCUUCAACGACAGCUAUGUGGCGUUUAGCUCGAGUUGCAAGCUACUAUCUUAUGAACAGAGGUUUUUCAAUUGGAAUCAGUGACGUCACACCUGGACAAGGCCUGCUCAAAGCUAAACACGAUCUUCUUACUGCUGGGUAUUCGAAGUGUACUGAAUACAUAACUCAAAUGGAAUCUGGAAGGUUGAUUUGUCAGCCAGGUUGUUCUGAAGAAGAAAGUCUGGAGGCAAUGAUUUUGAAAGAAUUAUCUGUUAUUCGUGAUCACGCAGGAAAAGCCUGUUUGAAGGAACUGCAUCCAAGUAACAGUCCCCUGGUCAUGGCUCUCUCUGGUAGCAAGGGCAGCUUUAUUAACAUUUCACAAAUGAUUGCUUGCGUCGGACAACAAGCUAUCAGUGGGAAACGUGUACCAAACGGGUUUGAGGAUCGUGCUCUGCCGCACUUUGGGCGUCAUUCCAAAGUUCCCGCAGCCAAAGGCUUUGUAGAAAACUCAUUCUAUUCUGGUCUUACUCCAACUGAAUUCUUUUUCCACACAAUGGGAGGCAGAGAAGGUCUCGUAGACACAGCUGUAAAAACUGCAGAGACAGGAUAUAUGCAAAGAAGAUUGGUCAAAAGUUUGGAGGAUCUUUGCCUCCACUAUGAUAUGACGGUCAGAAAUUCUGUCGGAGAUAUUGUGCAAAUUUUGUAUGGCGGAGAUGGUUUAGAUCCAACGUACAUGGAGGGAAAGGACUGUCCAGUCGAUUAUAAAAGAGUCUUGGAUCACACACGAGCAAAGUCUCCCUACAGAGAUGAGCAACCUUUGGAUGGAACAAGUGUAAUUAGUGCUACGACUGAGCUGUUGAAAUCUGAGGACUACUCAUGCCUGAGUGACGAGUUUAAGCAAGAACUAGAAACAUUCCUGAAGUCCGUCGCGCACAAGAUAAAUAGGCUGCGACACAAUGCUACGUCAAAAUCCUCAGCUGUUCAACAAUUGGAACGUCUCACGGUAUCUCAAUUGGUGGAAUUUAUGCAUACGUGUAAGGAAAAAUACAUGAGAGCAAAGAUUGAACCAGGCACAGCGGUUGGAGCUCUUGCUGCACAAAGUAUUGGUGAACCAGGCACUCAAAUGACAUUAAAAACUUUCCACUUUGCUGGUGUCGCCUCCAUGAAUAUUACACAGGGUGUUCCUCGUAUAAAAGAAAUCAUUAAUGCUAAUAGUAAUAUCAGUACACCUAUCAUUACCGCCGCUUUGGAAAAUGAUACAGAUCCAGAAUUUGCAAGACGAGUUAAAGGUAGAAUAGAAAAAACAACAUUAGGUGAAGUUACGGAAUACAUCGAAGAAGUAUAUCUACCAGAUGACUGUUUUCUUUUAAUUAAGUUAGAUGUCGACAGGAUAAAACUUCUGAAAUUGGAAGUUGAUGCAAAUUCUAUUCGUUACUCAAUUUGCACAUCGAAACUUCAUCUAAAUCCAAAACUCGUCAAUGUAAGAGGGGAUUCAAUUAUUACAGUGAAUCCUAACAAGCAGAAACUUAACAUAAACUAUGCUCUCAUGCAACUCAAAGAAACUGUUCCAAACGUUGUCAUAAAGGGUCUGCCGUCUGUUGCCAGAGCAGUAAUUCACAAUGACGACUCCACCGGAAAGACUAGAUACAGAUUGUUCGUUGAAGGUGAUAAUAUGCGCGAGGUCAUGGCCACGCCUGGGGUCUUAGGGAAAAAAACUACAUCUAAUAAUACGAUGGAGGUAUUCAAAACAUUGGGAAUUGAGGCUGCUCGAGCAACGAUCAUGACGGAGAUCAAAUUAGUAAUGGAGAAUCAUGGUAUGAGCAUAGACAGGCGUCAUCCUAUGUUAGUAGCUGAUUUAAUGACUAGCAGAGGGGAAGUUCUUGGCAUCACCCGUCAUGGUCUUUCUAAAAUGAAAGAGUCUGUGCUCAACUUAGCCUCUUUUGAGAAAACAGCAGACCAUCUAUUCGACGCAGCUUACUACGGACAGAAGGAUACCAUCUCUGGCGUAUCCGAGUCAAUUAUCGUUGGUAUUCCAGUCCCUGUUGGCACAGGAAUCUUCAAGUUACUUCACAAAGCUGAGGAUAGUAAACCUGAAAGGAGACAGCUGAUAUUUGAUGACCCGCAAUAUCACAAGAAGAUAACGAAACCUACCACGUCCUAGCUACUCUAAUCUCAAACUUAUUUGUAAAUGUAUUUAUUAUAUGAAAAAUAAAUAUAAUUUUUUUAUAA